AUGGCUCCCUACAACAUCAUUGUUUUCGAUCUCGGAGAUGUCCUAUUUACGUGGUCUCAGCAGACAGACACCAAGGUCUCUCCCAAAACCAUGAGAAAGAUCAUCUCCAUGCCAGCCUGGUAUGAAUACGAAAAGGGCUUGCUCGCACGGGACGCGUGUUAUGAACAAAUAGGUGACGAGUUGGGCUUCCCGGCCGUGGAAAUUGCCAAUGCUUUUGAGCAAGCCCGGGAUUCACUACGCGAAGAUCGCAAAAUGACGGCUUUUAUUCACCAGAUAAAAGCCAGGAAACCGAAUCUGUCGGUGUAUGCAAUGUCAAACAUCUCCAGAGAGGACUACGACUUCUUGCGAACGACGGUGGAGGCAGACUGGUCCCUGUUUGACCGUGUCUUUCCCUCGGGACACGCAGGCAUGCGUAAGCCCGAUGUUCAAUUCUUCAAGCACGUGUUGCGUGAAAUCUCGGGCAAGCCGGAGGAAGUGAUUAUGGUGGACGACAAGCUGGAGAAUAUUGAAUCGGCUCGUUCACUGGGAAUCCAUGGCGUUCAAUUUACAGACCCGGCCAAGGCCCGGGAGCAGAUAACGCAGCUUUUGGGUGUUGUUGAUAAUGGCUCUACGAGUCAAAGAAAGAUGCAACUUCUUGGGUCUCUAAUUUUUUGCAUUUUCCUUUUUCUUACUUUUCUGCCUUUUCGGCUUCAAUAG
Talaromyces rugulosus is the source of this 696-nucleotide messenger RNA. RefSeq lists its product as uncharacterized. The transcript has a single exon. Bases 1 to 696 code for a protein of 231 amino acids. Lineage: Eukaryota; Fungi; Ascomycota; Eurotiomycetes; Eurotiales; Trichocomaceae. The record is from RefSeq and is a predicted model, not a curated record.